This is a messenger RNA of Anolis sagrei ordinatus, 663 nucleotides long. RefSeq names its product noggin-like. Lineage: Eukaryota; Metazoa; Chordata; Lepidosauria; Squamata; Anolidae. Gene Ontology annotation, biological process: negative regulation of cell differentiation; negative regulation of BMP signaling pathway; osteoblast differentiation. The record is from RefSeq and is a predicted model, not a curated record.
AUGGCUCAAUCCAAUCCUGACAUCCAUCUCAUCCGGAGUGAUCUGGGCACCCAAGCAAAGCCCUACAGCCUGUCUCUCUCUCCUGAAGACUACCAUCAUUACAUACCCAAACCUAAGCGUCUGCGUACCACUCGGCUGAUGAAACUGUUAGGAUCUUCCUAUGACCCUUUCUGGAUGUCUGUUGAAGAUCCACGAGGUCGAAACACCAGCCUAGAUGAUUUGGGCACCUUGAGUGUGGACCUGGCUGAACGUACAGCCCGAUUUCAGAAGAAACUCCUGCAGGAGGCAAAGCGGUUAGAUAUUUCUGAACUUUUGACUUCUUGGGACAGGACUUCCCAUAACCAGAGUCAAUCUUUCAUUGACCACCUCCAGCAAUGGCUAGUUGACAGUGCUACCUGCCAUCUGACCUCUUCCUGGGUGGAUAUGGGAUCCAUUUUCUGGCCGCGUUGGGUACGUCAUACAGAGUGUGAUCAUAAUAAUGCCAGGUGCUCUUGGCCUCCUGGCAUGACCUGUCAGCCUGCCCAGGUCACCCACAUCAAACUGCUAGCAUGGCAUUGUUGGGUUAGCAGGGACCAAACCUUUGGUCCUCGGAAGUCUCUUCAGCAAUGUGCUUGGAGGCAAAUCCCUUACCCUGUGGUGGCAACCUGCAAGUGUUCCUGCUGA